AUGCGUAAUCUAACCCCAGAGAAAGCUUUCAGGUUAAAAAAGCAAAACAUUUUCGAGUUAAAUUUCAGUGAGGAACCUAAAUCUAAUAAAAUCCACAGUAGAUAAAUCAAUCUACAACCUUAAGAAACAUUAUUUUAGGCAUACACUAAAAAUAGAGUUAUCAAGUUGAAAGAAACGCAUCAAAUGCAUAGCAAAAUCUAAUCUCUCAAAUCAAAACUAAUUAGAAUCUUUAAGGAUAAUAGAUAGUAAUCCCCUCAUGAUAUGUUCACAGAUUAAUAUGGAAAAUAAAUUUUAGAAGAAUUAAAGGAAUCUCAUGUUUUAAAUAUGUCAGGGUUAUAACGAAUGGUAAAUUCAAGCGAUAAAAAUCCCUUCUUCCUAAAUCAACCUCGUCACUCCAGUGGGCUAAGAAAGUGUUAUUUUAGAUAUCCUACUGAUGCUGUAGAAAAAUUUGAUCGAAGUACUGCAGCAACUCCUUAGCCACUGCUAAGAAGGUAUACGCCACUGUUGAAAUAAAGAGUUAGAAAUUCUGAAUAAUGGAAUGAAUUAAAUGCUUGGCAAACAAAAGACGAGUCCACUACCAAUUUAUUUUGA
This is a messenger RNA of Paramecium octaurelia, 591 nucleotides long. Lineage: Eukaryota; Ciliophora; Oligohymenophorea; Peniculida; Parameciidae. The record is from the annotation of a GenBank genome assembly.